CCACUGAACACGAACAUUACUAGAUGGAAAAUACCUCAAUCUUGAACUAGAAUUUGCAGAUCUACAAAAAGUCUCAACUAGAACUGCAGGCAAAGCAUUAGGUCAUUUUUAACCGUAAUCUAAUAGCUCACUGCGAACAUAAAAUGGGUUUGCAAGGCACUGGCCUUCUCCUUCAGUGUUACCUGAUGCUGGCUGCAGCCAUGUUUUUUAAUAUUGGAGAGCAGGAGGAGAAAUGCAUCAUUGAGGAAAUUCCUGAAGACACACUGGUGACUGGGGUUUUUCUGUUGGAGCCAUGGGAUAUGAAGGUGUUAUCUCAAUCCCCUCACACUGGCCUCACUGUGACAGUAAAAGAUCCAAACUAUGAGACUCUGAUGUCCAAGCGUUAUGGGAAAUUUGGUAAAUUCACCUUCACAGCUCACGCCUCUGGUUCGCACGUUCUUUGCUUCAAAACCAACUCGACAAAGUUUUCUGUCUUUGCUCGUGAAAGUCUGAAGCUACAUUUGGAUGUACAAAUGGGAGAGCACACGAUCGGCCACAGCGCUGACAGGACCAAAGACAGCAUGCAGUCCCUGGAGAACACUCUUAGACACCUAACAGAGCAGAUGGUUCACAUCACCAGGCAUCAGGGGUUCCAGAGGGAGAAGGAGGAGGCAUUUCGUCAGAUCAGCGAGAACACCAACAGCAAAGUGUUGUGGUGGGCUGUAGUGCAGACCUCCCUUCUGCUGGCGGUUGGUUUCUGGCAGAUGAAACGACUCAAAGACUUCUUCAUUGCGAAGAAACUGGUCUGAUGAAGACCUCUCACCAGCCUCACUGUUUUUGCCUGUAUUUCACACAUCUGUACCAGUGCACUUUGAGUGCCCUAGGACUGUAAUACUUAAUAAAAAGAUUUUUUUUUUUUUUACCCAAAAGCUGGUGAGAUGCUCAUACAAUAUGGUGUUUAAGACUACUGUACAGUUGUGGUCAGAAUUUUACAUGCAUAUAUACAUAUACCCCAUUUGGUUAAAUGUCCAUUAGCAAGCUGCACCUCAACCAGACACUUUUUGUAGCAAUCAACAAGCUUCUGGCUGGAUAUUUGAUCACUCUUCUUGGCAGAAUAGGCAGGGUUCAUUUAAAUUGGUUGGUUUCCUGGCAUGGACCUGGCUUUAAGCAUAGUCCACAAAUUUUCAAUAGUGCCGAGGUCAUAGAAUUGGGAAAGCCAUUCCAGAAGCUUAAUGUUAGCCUGUUUUAUCCAUUCCAAAACCAAUUUUGAUGCAUGGGAUCAUUGUCCUGUUGGAACACCCAACAUCCAAGUUUCAGCUAUCUAACUGUUGAUGUGAGAUGAAAUUGAAGAAUUUGGAGUUGGUUCUCCUUCUUCAUUAUUCCAUCCACUUUGUACAGUGUAUCAGUACCGCUGGCAGCAAAACAGCCCCCGAGCAUGAUGAUG
This is a messenger RNA of Archocentrus centrarchus (flier cichlid), 1423 nucleotides long. Its product is annotated as transmembrane emp24 domain-containing protein 11. NCBI's taxonomy places the organism in Eukaryota, Metazoa, Chordata, Actinopteri, Cichliformes, Cichlidae. The transcript is spliced from 5 exons. The record is from RefSeq and is a predicted model, not a curated record. The coding region runs from base 144 to 788 and encodes 214 amino acids.